Messenger RNA from Chlamydomonas reinhardtii, 8161 nucleotides. RefSeq lists its product as uncharacterized. The transcript has 8 exons. Gene Ontology annotation, molecular function: peptide receptor activity; guanylate cyclase activity. NCBI's taxonomy places the organism in Eukaryota, Viridiplantae, Chlorophyta, Chlorophyceae, Chlamydomonadales, Chlamydomonadaceae. Gene Ontology annotation, biological process: intracellular signal transduction; cGMP biosynthetic process; receptor guanylyl cyclase signaling pathway. The record is from RefSeq and is a predicted model, not a curated record. Bases 53 to 6877 code for a protein of 2274 amino acids.
CUUAACUCCUAGAUUGCAACCAAAUGAUACUUGAACUCAUCUACUCAACCGUAUGGGCUCGCGUAACGUGCAAACCUCUGAACAUGAGCUACAUUUAUCCGUCGCCGCUGCCAAGCAAAUUUGUGCAGUCAACAGUGAUGUAAGCCUAGUGGUUGUGUUCGGUGUGCGGGAGAAGGCGCCCCGCAAGACGCGAAGGUGGCUUCCAUGCUUCACCGCAAGCGCUCAGGACUCGGGGCGUUAUGAAUAUCAGUUGCUACUCGUCCAUUGUCAAGGAGUCAGCGCGGAGCCUUUCAAUGCAAAGCUGCUUCAACUAAUUCAGACGGAUGAACGGCUGACUUCGGCACUGGAUUUAGCGGCAACCAGCGCAAGAGCUGGCAAGCCAUUCGCCUGCAAUUGCUCUGCUGAUGCGCUGCAGGGUGGGAGUGUGCUGGUUCGCGCUUGCGUUUUUAACGAUGACCAGGAGCAUAGCCAGCCGGCACCAGCGGUGUUACUAAUAUGCGGGGGCGUUCAGUCGCCCGCACACCUCGCGCCAGCGCCAGUGAGGUGGGGCCCUUUCCUCCAAUCGGGCUUGUUCGGCGACCUGCCGCCCACCCCGCUGCGGACCACACCGGACCUGCUGCGCUUCAGCUCUCUGGGGCUGGGGCUGGGGCUGGGGCUGCCCGGCGCCCCGGCCCAGCAGCAGCACCACCACCCCAGUGGCGUUCCCGGCAGCGGUGCGCACGGCGCUCCCAGCCUGCUGCCCACCUCCGUGGUGGACUCGGCCGCCUGCGCCGUGACGGUCGUGUCCUGGUGCAGCGCUAGCGGCCGCUCAGCCAUCAUGUACCAGAACGCCCGGUCCGUGGGGCUGUACGGCAGCCUGGCCAGCCCCGUACUGCGCACACGUGGCCUGGGCGAGCUGUUGCUGAGGCGGCUGCUGGCCAGCUCCGGCGGCGGCUGCAGGGCCGGAGCUGGCGGUGGCGGCGGCGGCGGCGGCGGCUGCAGGACGGGCACGGCGGAUGCCGCUACCAGUGCGGCUGCUGGCGCUGCCUUGGGGACCGCGCCCAGCACCACCACGUAUGACCGGAGCACCGCAGGCGAUGCCUCGGUCGGUGGUGGCGGCGGCGGCGGCAGGCACACGGGCGGCGGCCCGGUGAUGGUGAUGGCGUCAACCGCCGCGGGCGGCCCCGUUGGCUGGGGCGCGGACGUGUGGGGCUCGGGCGACGCAGAGGCUGGGGCGGCGCUGCUGCAGCUGCUGCUGGCGGUUUCGGCAGGGCAGGAGUACGAGUGCCUGGUCCAGGUGGAGCCGGAGGCGCUAGGCACGCAGCUGGCGGCAGCAGCGGCCGGCCUCACCGGCGCCGCCUCGCCGGCACCCGCGCCCUUUCUUUCGGGGGCCGGCCCCAACAUGGCCAGUGCCGCGGGCGCCCUGGCCAGCGGCAGCAGCGGCUCGGCUGCAGCGGGGUCGGGAGCGGCAGCGGCAACAGGCGCAACUGCGCUGGCCCUGGCCCUGCGCUCACGUCCGCAUGGCGGCUCGCGCUGCGGCGCAUCAGCGGCGGUGGACGCGGCGGCAGCGGCGCUAGCGGCAGCGCCUGUGUCGUGGGCGGGAGAAGCUGCGCCCGGGGCAGAUGGUGAUGGCCGCGGGGAGGCGGAGAGGUAUCCCGAGCUCGACACUAUAGACGCGGCGCUUCUGGAGGCGUUGUUGGGCACUCCAGCACCCGCGCCUGCGACAGGAGCGCGCGCGGGCGGCAGGAAUGCCGCUGACGCGGCUGCCACCGGCACCGGAAUGAGCGCAGCUGAUCAGCAUGAUCACCCGCACCAACAGCCGUACCGCCGUCAUCAGCAGGGCCAGGGGCAGCCCAUCAGCGCUUCCGGCCGCCGCGCUUUCACCCACGACGUGCGCCGCCCGCGCAAUGACCCGCUGUCUGACGAGUCAGGGGCCUUCGCGUCGGCAGCUGGGGCAGAGCAUUCAGAAGCGUCGGCUAUUCUCGACUCCAGCCCCUUCAUCGCAGUGCCGACACCCGCGCAGACGCCCCGGCCUCAUGCUCCAACAGCCGGCGAGGUGGUGACGGCGGCGUGCGCGCCUGCCGCGCCCACCGCUGCGGCACAUGACGGUGGCGGAGGCGGCGCGGGAGCGCAUGCAGCGCUGCUUGGCAACUUCGCUGCUCCCCAAACCUCUGCCGCUGAUGAUGCCAGUACCGCCACCGCCGCCGCCGCGGCGGCAGCAGCAGCAGCAGAGGCAGCUGCUGUGGAGCAGUGGACGGUGUGCGCCCGCGGCGGCGGAGGCGGCGGAGGCGAGGGGUUCGGCUGGCGCCGCAGCCGCACGUCCCUGCCGGCGACGCCGCGCGCCCACCCCGCUGUAGCGGCGCAGCUGGUGGGCUCGGGCGUCUCGCUCCACACAGCCCAGGCCGCAAUAGCGGAGGCCGGCUUGCUUCCGUGGCGCUCGCAGUACACUCCAUCAGCGGGCGUAGGCCCUCUGGAGGCGCACCCUAUCGCGGCAUCAGCGGCAGUGACCACCGCGCUCAGGCCCCCCACCACUACGCCCAACCCCACGCAGCCCAGCCAGUCCCUGCCCGCGAGCCAGUCCACACGCGGCCUCAUCACCAUGUCGCCUUACACAACCGGACCCGCUGGAAUGAGUCCCGCUGACCUGUCGGGGCCGUUUGCGAUGCCGCCGCCGCCGCUGGUGUCGCCGGCGGCGUCGCGGCCGCUGCCGCCGCUCGGGAUUGCCUCGACCGUGUCAGGCAGCGGCGGCGGCGGCGCCUCAUACCACUCUGGACUGCUGGCGUGCCUGACGCCGCUGCACCGCGGCGGCUCGCGGCCGCAAACACUCGUCAUGUCUCAGCUGGUGCAGGCCGGUGCGGCGGCGGCGGCGCAGCGGAGGCACAGCAUCGGCGGCGCCGCGCUGCGUCGCAGCCUCAGCGCCAGCGGCCGCCUUGAUGCGGAGGGCGCUGCAGCGAUGGCGGCAGCGGUCGCCGCUGGCGCACAGGCGGCUGGCGGAAUUGGGAUGUCUGGCGCAGGCAUGCGUGCAGGGGCGCAGGUGGGGACCACCGCGGUGGCCUUGUGUGCGGGUGCGCAGCGCCUUUCCUUCAACCCUCCGCGGCACCAGUCAGCUAUGGGCUACUCGGCAUCGCAAGGGCCAGCCGCCACCGGCACAGCCGCGGCCGUCAAACGGGCUAUCUUGUACGGCGGUGGCACUGGCGCUGCCGGCACAGCAGCCGCUGCGGCCGCUGCUAUCACCGCUGCCAGGUCCGCCGCUGGCUUCUCCGACCUCUGGCCGGCGGCUGCAGGUCCCAGCAGUGACGGGAGCCUGUCCUCAGCCCCCAUGAGCUCUCAGCCUCCGGCCCUGCUGAACGCCGUGGGUUCCUUUGGCCGCUCGCGACUGGGCCCCGGGCCCGCCGGCAGCGGCCGCAGCUUCUUGGGCAGUCACCCCGGCACGUUCAUGCCCGCCGCCGGCCGAUCCACCAGCAGCGGUGGCGUGACGCCGGCUUACGCCGCCGCGGCGGCGGCGGCCGCCGCCGCCUCCUAUUCUGUGGACCAGGCAGGUACGGUGGGCCCGGCACUGUCGCCGCUCUUCACCAUUACGGAUGAGGCGGUUGUCGAGUACGGCUCAGAUGACGUACGGCUUGACGGCGGCUCGACACGCGCCGCCACACUCGACGGCAACCUCCACGGCACCGGCAACGCGGGCAGUCAUGCGCCGAGCGCCGUCAGCGCAAGCACCCGACGCAGCGUCGGCAGCUUCGCGCUGCUGUCGGAGCACCGUGGCGCUGGCGGGGGCAGCGGCACAGCAGGCAGUUGCGCGGUGCUGUCGCCGCCUGCGGUGGGGCGGCGGGCCCGCGGCGGCGGCGGCGGAGGCCGCGGCAGAGCUGCGUUGCUGCAUUCCUCAGCGGAGGAGAUGGAGGGACUGGUGCUGGUGGGCGGUGUGGAGGGUGACGAGGGUGACGAUGACGAAGACGCGGACGCGGACGGUACUCGUCGCGCCAACAGCCGAAACGCACAGCGGCCGCAGCAGGCACAACAGGGCGCGGCGGCGGCUGCGGCGGGCAGCUGCGGCCGGCAUGGCAGCAACACCGGCAGCGGCGCGCUUCGGGACGGUGCGAACGGCUCUGGGGGCAGCUCGGAACCGGCGGAGGCCACCCUGGCAGGGAGCGCUGGCGAGUUCGAGGAGCCGGUCACGCCGCGGUCUGCCUACGAUGCCUCUGCUGGCGCCAUGGAGUCGGCGUCGGUGCCUAUCACGCCCAUCCCGCAUUCCGGCCUGCGGCCCCGCGCUGGCCCUUCCGAGGCUCCCCAGCAGCUGACUGCCGCCGCCGCCGCCUCGGCUUGGCCCCCAGGCGACGCCGCGGAGGCCUCGGGAGCUGUGCAAGCCGAAGACGCUGCUGGCGACGGGUGUGUGCGCCCGAACCUGCUGUUCCCAUGGACCCUCCCUCCCCAACCCUCCGACACUGCUACCUCCGCAAAUGCCGCUGUCGCCAGUCCCGCAGCCGCCGUCCCCAAACCGGUAAACACAGUCGCAGCCGCCGCGGCUGCGGCCGCCUUGAGGGGCAACAGCGGCGAGGCGUCGCUGGGCGUGUCGCCGGCGGCGCCGCCCGCCCUUGCGCUGGACACCCUCCUCAGCGAGGAUUCGCUGGGGGCGCUGGGGCGCUUUGCAACCGGUGUGCUUUCCCCUCGGGAGCUGCCGUCGCUGCAGCACACACCGGCGGAGGCGCUGGAGCCGCCACAGCAGCAGCCGGGUGCGUCGCCAUCCAUGCCUGCGCCUGCGGCGGCGGCAGUGGCGAGGAUGGGCAGAGCCACGAGUGACGGCCAGCAGGUGUUGCAGCAGGUGCCGAGCGGCGGCGUGCCUCGCACUAGCCGCACCAGCACCGCCGCCUCCAUCAUGCGCGGGCGGCCGUCGCUGCAGCUGAGUAGCUCCUACCACCAGCAUGGCUCCCCCAGCAUUGCCUUGCAGACAAGAUCUACGCUGCCUCCAUGCCAACAGCCUGACCCGCAGCAGGCUUUGGACCAGCAGCAGCAGCAGCAACAGCAGCUGGUGCAGCUGCAGUCCACGCCACUGCACAAGCUGGGAGGCAUUGCUGGCAGUGCUGGCAGCGGCAUCGGUCGUGUGCGUGGCGCGGGGCUGAAGCGCAACACAACACGCGACCGAGUGCAAAUGCUCUUCACCAACAUCCGACAUCAGGAGCAGCAGCUGCUGCAAGGGGCACCGGGCCACGGCCCCGCGCACGUGCUCUCUCCGCUUGGCAUUUCCGCGGCGUUUUCGUCGGUCGUGGCGGACGCAACAGUUGGGACUGCCGAUGGCCGCAGCAGCGCCGCACAGCAGCCCUGGUCCCCCGGCCGCGGCAGCCACGCGGCCACGAGCAUGGGCAUUAUUGCAGGCGAGGGCCGCGUCACGUCCUUCAGGCACAGCUGCGGCGGCAUGAUGGGGUACCUACAAGCCGGCGGCCUGCCGCAGCAGCUUGCUGUUGGUGCCGGCGGCGUUGGCGGUGGCUGCCGUAGCAUGACCAGGUCGGGUGCGGGCGUGGAGGGUGCCGUGGCGGAAGCCGCGGCCGCCCAAGCGGCCUUGGGAGCUGCGCCGGCGGCUGAGUUUUCGGUGCCCGGUGCUGCGGAGCUGAUGCUGGCGGCCGGCGGCGGCGCGGGCGGCGCAAUGGACGUGAGCGGCGCGCUGCCUACCGUACACAGCAUCACCAGCAACGGUAGCGGCCGGAAGUGGCACACCGCGGGGACCGCAGCAAGCCUUGCUAGUCCCGAGGGGCCGGUCGCGAAUGUUGCAAGCGUCGCCAGUGUGGCCCACGCGCCGUUCGCGGCCCCGCCAGCAGCCGGAACGGCUCGGCCGUCGUUCUCAAAGCACGCCGCGGCCCCCGCAGCUGCGGCGCCCGCCGCGCCGCGCCGGCAGCGCUGGCACCGGAUGCAUGCGGUGCUGUGCGACACCGGGCAGCACGAGCGCCUGCACCGCACGGCACCUGGCCAGCAGCAGGCGCCCGGCGACGAGGCGGCGCAAGCUGUGGAGCAGCAAGCGGAGAAGGCGGCUGGCGCGGGCACCGUCAUGUUCGUCACGAUCACGCAGAUCGACGUGACGGAGCAGGUGGAGGCGCAGGCGCAGCUGGCCAAGCUGUUGGAGCAGGAGCACAAGGUGCUGGAGGGCAUCUACCCGCGCCAUGUGAUCGAGUACUACAGCGCCGGCGGCGGCAAGCUGAUUGGCUCUGGCGCGGCGGCCUCGGGCCCUCAAGGCGGCGGUGCCAACGUGGAGCGCAUGGCCUCGCUGGCCACGUGGCACGAGGGCGUCACCAUCCUGUUUGCGGACAUUGUCGGCUUCACGGCCAUGUGCCACCAUCCGACCACCACGCCUCUGACGGUCAUGGCCUUCCUGAACCAGCUGUACAGCCGUUUCGACGCGAUGAUUGACAUCUACAAGGUGUACAAGGUGGAGACCAUUGGUGACUGCUACAUGGUGGCGGGCGGGCUCGUCGCUUACGAUGACGACGGCUACAAGUCCGUCAUCUCGGGUGGCGAGGACCCGCUGCAUGCCGUGCGCGUGAUGGAGUUUGCAAAGGCCAUGAUGCGUGCCGCAAGGGAUGUGCGGAUGCCCCAUACCGGUGAGCCGGUGCAGAUGCGCAUUGGCCUGCACAGCGGCCCCGUGACCAGCGGCGUCGUGGGCGACCGCAUGCCCCGCUUCUGCCUGUUCGGCGACACCGUCAACACCGCGAGCCGCAUGGAGUCCACGUGCCGCCCAGGCAGCAUCCACGUCUCUGCGCCCACCCAGGCGCGGCUGCCGAACGAGCCGUGGCGCGACCGCGGCAUGACGGAGGUGAAGGGCAAGGGGCAGCUGCAGACAUACGAGUGGGCCGGGGACGUGGAUGCGCCCUAUGACGGCAACCAGCUGCAGCGUGUGAUUGGAUUGUAUCUGUAAGAAAACACCUGAGAAUGCAACUAACGAUCUUCUUGUUACGGUACAUUUUUGCCACUUAGUAUCCGAAAGCUACGGGUUGAGGUGGUGCCGGGGUGGCCAUGAACUGUGAUCCUUACUGAAGCAAUCAAUGCAUUUUUGUCGUUGUUGCUGAGGGCAAAAGCCGCCAACACGCUCAGCAGGGAGUGGCAAAGGGCGCAUGACUGUGUGGGGAAUAGGGUGGCAGCAUUGUGGUGGACUAGCCAUCCGUCUUUCAGUUGAUAGCUGUUGGGGCUGUGACCAAGCCUGACAUGGGCGGAUGCAGAAGGCUGCAAUAUGAUGGAAUGCGGCUCAAGGCGAGUUGUUGAGAAGCUGUUUGCCAUUUUCCAGCGGGCAACGCUAUGCGGUGUUCUUAUAAUGACGCGGAAGAUUUGUCUGGGGUCAUAGGGAGACAGUGGAGGCGUUGCAAGAGGGCUCCGCUGGCCGGGUGUCCCUUAGCCGUACAUGGCGAUGAAUAGACAGUAAUAUUAUGUUGUUGUACAUCUUUGCAAUAGUGUGCAACGGAGGCAAGGAGAGUACAGUAUCGGACCGUAGGCGGGAGUCCAACAAGCUGCUGGGAUCUGGAUGACAUGGCCGCAUGUUGCACAUCUCACGACGGCCCACAGGCGGCUCGUAUUGCACAGCACAUGGCCUGGUAUGGUUACGGUUCUGGGCUACUGCCGUGGAAGUCAUCCAUAAUUGUUUGGGGGUGGGAUAACCCAACAUACUUACGUGCUGACCAGGGAGCGGUUUAAUAAUGACACAUUCGGCAUGUGCGCCGAUUGUAUGUUGGGGGCCGUGGGGAUGCUCAUUACGUGGACUUGACAGCAGCGUGGGAUAGCAAAUUAGCAGUGAUGCGCGCGUCUUUCGACAGAGUUGUGCCUGGGGGAGAGUUCUGCCAGUUUGAAAGGCGCGGUGCCGUAUAUUAGCUUUCGAUGCCCUUCGUGCUAGCCAAUGAGGACGAUAGUUGUGCGCACCAUAACGCCUGCAUGGCGAGCCUCAUGAGUCAUGAUAGGUGCUUUGAGUGAUCAUUCUUCUCUAUGCUUGGCGAUGUGACACGCCGGGCUGACGUGAUCCCUACAUAGUCAACACUCGACUUGGCCUGUGGUCGCAAAGCACAUGUGGUGCAUCAGGGGUGCAUGAACCUCAGGGCCACAAAAUGUUGGCUCCGGUCGGGUAGGGGGCUCCAGGCACGGGCUCCGGAGCGGUGAAUCUAAGAGGCCACCACGCCUGUGCGGCUGUGCCUGUGCCCACGCAAUUUUUAUACCU